AUGUUUACUGGGGUUCUCAUCAAUGCGACUGCAGCAAAAAUGUGGCGACGGACCGUUGGGAAACUGGACAGUGGCUUGUUUCGGUACCGAAUUGGGGGAGAGAUCUGA
Messenger RNA from Cyphellophora europaea CBS 101466, 108 nucleotides. RefSeq lists its product as uncharacterized. Lineage: Eukaryota; Fungi; Ascomycota; Eurotiomycetes; Chaetothyriales; Cyphellophoraceae. Bases 1 to 108 code for a protein of 35 amino acids. The record is from RefSeq and is a predicted model, not a curated record. The transcript is spliced from 2 exons.